This is a messenger RNA of Melitaea cinxia (Glanville fritillary), 2168 nucleotides long. RefSeq lists its product as uncharacterized. The coding region runs from base 1 to 1977 and encodes 658 amino acids. Gene Ontology annotation, cellular component: membrane. The record is from RefSeq and is a predicted model, not a curated record. NCBI's taxonomy places the organism in Eukaryota, Metazoa, Arthropoda, Insecta, Lepidoptera, Nymphalidae. The transcript has 13 exons.
AUGGUUACUGUCAACAACAUCGCAACAAGUCAAUCUAUUUGCAUAGGGUGCAUAUACCCCUUCCUUCCGUUGCACAUUCUCUCAGUGGGCUUGGACCAUGGAGAGGCGCGCCUGAUAUCGGCCGUUGCGCCCUGCGUCGCGUUACUAGGCCCGGCAAUACUUGGACCUUUGAUUGACAAAUUAUCAGUCGGUCGAGGAUCUACAGGCGGAGGUAUUGGUCCCAGCGGUUCCGGAAAAUUGCUACGUGUGGUCACCGCGUUGUGCCUUAUUCUGAGUGCGUUGUUCUACACUCUGCUACUAGCCGUGCCUUAUACCGAACGACAUGAGGCUCGACGGCCGCAAGUACUGUUCAUGUGUGACGCGGAUGGCGCCUAUGUUAUGCAAGAAGUUUGUACCGAAGGCAUGCGAUGUAAUAAGUGGGAGGGCGAAAAGUCUGGCGUGCUGGCGGUAAGCGCGUGUGAAUAUGGCUGCGCGGAUGACAACAUGACGUGGGUGAGGCGCCCCUUCACCACAACUACCACUACCACUACGCUAAGCCCCAUGUACAACAGUGUUGCGAAUGCCACCCCCCCGCUGCCGCUGGUGACGGACGAGGACAACGACGAGGAGUUCGACAUCAGGCCGCCGCACCUGUGCUACGGCGGCCGGUGCCUGGUGUACAUGCAGCACGCGGCGCGCAUGCGCGUCCCGCUGGCGCUGGUGGCGCCGCGCGGCAACGACACCGACGACUGGUGCACUUACAAAACCGGUGGUCCCUCCAAGUGCCCAGUUCCCCCUGAGCGCCUGGCUGAGUUGAAAACAGAAGACGAGGAUUGUCGUCCAGCGGUGAGAUGCCAGGUCUUAGACCCUUACGAUGAGCCAGAUGGAGUACUGGUUGAUGCUGAGUGCAGGCUCGUGAUCGGAGACCCUGCUUAUACCUUCUGGAGCUACUUCGUGACCAGGAUAUUAGCGGAUAUCUGGCCAACCGCAGCUCUGGCACUACUCGGAGCCGCGUGUGUCAUAGCUACUAGAGAGACGUCACUGGGUCGAGGGGACGUUGGCAGACAACUGGCAUUCGGUACCAUCGGCCUGGCAAUCUUUCCCCCCCUGGCUGGCCUGGCUGCCACGCAGAUGCCAGACAACCCCUACUUGGUGCCAUUCCUGUUACACGCAGUCUUCAUGUUGAUCGGAGCGCUCAUAUUACUGCUGGACACGCAUAUGCCGCUGUCGACGCCGGAGUGGUGGUGGCACACGUCGACGGGCGUGCUGGCGCUGCCCAUGAGCGCGGUGCGGCGCUACGGCGCGGAGACGGCCGCCGUGUUCGCCGUCGCGGCGCUGCUGGGCGCGCUGUGGGCCGGCGUCGACGUCUACCUGCCCUGGACGCUGGUAGCGUUGAACGGCACGGCGCUGGAGGCGGGGCUGGCGCGCACGGCGGGCGCGCUGCCGGCCGUGCCCGCGCUGUGGUGGGCCGAGGCGCUCGUGGACUACGUGGGCCACUCCAACGUCUUCAUCUCCGCCUUCACUUUCUACUGCCUGCGAUACACCGGUUUAGCUUACAGCGAAUCAUACUCAUGGGUGAUAGUGUGCGAGCUACUGGAAGUGUUCACUUUGAGUUUGGUGUGGGUGACGGCCAUGCUGUACUUCAGACAUCUCGUACCUAAGAAGUUCACGACGACUGGACAAGCUCUACCAGUGAUUGCACAUUUCUGUAUCGGCCGCUGCCUCGGCGCCAUAAUAAGCGGGUUCGUGUCGCUGGAGCAGCCGCUGCAGUCGCUGCGCGCCGUGUACCGCGGCCUGGGCGUGGCGGCGCUGCUGGCGGCCGCCGCGUACCUCGCGCUCUACCACCUGCUGCUGGCGCCGCGCUGCGCCGCGCCCGCCGCGCCGCCGCCGCGCCAGCUGCUGCGAGGGCUGAAUGCAAAUGGAGGUUCCAAUGGCAACUACUCACCGAUGCGAGUCUAUCACGAGGAGCGCUCGCGGAAGGGACAAUUCCGUUAUUAAGUCAUUUUAAAUAAAUUAUUGUUGAUUUUUUUAAUAUUGUCUCUGUGUUAUGUAAGUUUUCCGACAAGUGCAUAUUUGUGAUAUAACUAUUUCUUUACUAAUGAGCCUGAUUUGAUCAGUUUUAUAUUUAAGCUUAAAUAUUUUAACGCCUAUCUGCAUUUUAAAUAAAAUUAAGAAUAAUUUUUAAUAAA